AUAAAAAGAACUGUUUAUCUUUCUUAUUACUUGGAUCUAAAUAUAUCACGGGAAAACCCACAGGAAGAAAAAAUAAGCUGGUUUCGUUUUCAAUUCAGCCAUUUUUGGGAACUUUCAACAAUGAAGGAUGAAUGAUACAGAUGAUAGUUUGAGAAACAGAAGGGUGCCAUUUAUAUACCAUACAUUAUUGUAUAAACUAGACAAUAUCCAUUUGAAGCUCAAUUGUCAAAGGAAAAAACACAUUCCAACCACUUCCGACAGAGGAAAUGGAUCAGAAAUCCAGGGGUUACUCGGUGGUACAGUUUUUGAAGUUUUGAAAGUAUCUAAUACACCAGUGGAUUAUGGAGUGUCAAGUGAAAAUCAGGAGACCAGAUAUGAUGAGAAAGUAACUGGACUGUCAAGAGAUAAAGUCUCACAUGAACGUGAGAUCAAAGACAACAUAUUUUCCAAUGGCGAUAUCGGCAAUGAUAUUUUGUACGACUCCGAAAGUGAUACAGCAAGCGAUUUAUCUAUAGACGGUUGUCAUGAAUCAUACAACCAUUUGUCUAAAAGUAUUUCUCAGAAAGAGUUCUCUCAUAGCGAUAAUGAAGCGCAAGACUGUCACAUAGGACCUGCUGAUAACAAUCAAGAACAUGUGACAUUAUAUGACAUUGACAAUAAAUCAAAUAUUUCUGACGAAUGGGAACUUGAAAAGGGAAGGCCUUAUUCAAAUGGCGACGAUGAAAUCUUGCUGGUUCAUGAUAAAAAAGAAACCGAAGAAAGAAAAAUUAAAGCAUUACAAAAGAAGGCGAAUGAAUUAGAUGUACAUUUUGAAGCCAAGAGAUCGUUGGAAAUUAUGGAUACAGUCUAUAAAAGUUAUCCGGAAAAUGAUACAGAUAAUUUUGAAAAUGAUAAACCAUUUCAGAGAGAAACAGUAUUAGAAUCACAAAUUGAAAACAUUGCAUGUUCAAAUGAACUUGAUCGUCGUAGCAUUUCUCAAUCUAAAGUUAGUUCUACUUCAACCAAAGAACUCGAAUCAACAAAUUUUCCAGUAGAUAAACCAGCAAUAGUAGACGAUAAGAUAAAAGAAGUAUGCACUCCCAAAUUUAGUGGUGACAACUCGACCAAAGAGAAUAAUCGUGGUUCUUCUUCCCUACUGAUUGAUGAUACAUUACUUUCUACCAAUUCAGAACUCCGGCAGACCAAAAGUUCUUUGAUGAUCAGUCGAAAUAGUCAAUCAAACAAGUCGAUAUCGGAAGGGGAACCCUUAAACGCCGCCAUUUUAAAUGCACGUAUAGGUGAUUGCAAUACUGAACUUGACGAAAAAGUAUAUCCUUUAAAGAACAACAAAGGUCGUACAGUGAAUGAUGAUAUAAAUCAUAACACACCUUUUAAAACAGAUAUGAAAACAAGAGAUUUAUCAGGAACAUCUAGCAAUAGUCAGUCAGGUUCAGCGUCACAGAAUUUAAAAAUUAAAGAACAUGGUACCUACUCUAAUAAAUUGCUUAAAAAUUUACUAGUCGGACGCCAGAACGGUUUGUUCGUUAAGGAAUUUGACAACUCAUUUAGUUUAAUAAGUGACUUAUUGUCUAUUGGAUCUUCUCCCGAACGACGAAAAUCUGCAGAAAGUUUACGAAAAGACAGAACAGAGAUAAUAUCUACCGUCAAAACAUGCCAUGAAGACCGAUAUGGUCAUGAAAUAUCAAUAGAGACUGGAAAGUCCUCAAGGAUAUACAAGUCCGAUGAUUCUUUUAGCAAGCUUGGUCGAGAGGAUGGCAAUCAGUCUUCACUAGACACGGAAAAACCGUGUAAACCGGUCAGUGAAAAACAGUCCGUUAUAGAAAAUAAAAGAGACUACACAUCGGAUAAUAAAAACGAACAAACAUUAAAAAACGAACAUCAGAUACUAGAUAAUGAAAGGCCGGACAAAUCGGAUAAUGAAAAAGACAGCUUAGAUCAGACACUUACAAAAUCAGACAAUGGAAAAUCAAAGACAAACUAUAAACGAACCCAUUUAUUUGCUUCCUCUUUGCCUGGAAUUAUCAAGGCAAGUGGAGUCGAUAAAACAGACUGGAAUCUAUCUAUGGACGAAAAGAGACCCCGUAAUUAUUUACAAAAGACAAAUGAGUCUAUACAAAAAUCAAAUGAGAUUGAUGGUUAUAAUAGCCUGGUAUCGAAACUUGAACAUAUAUCUAAAUUAUCCAAAAAAAUGAACGACGAAAAAGCCAAACUUGAUACAAGAAGUCGUGAAUGUAUAACAGAAUUUAACGGAACAAGAAAUGCUACAAGCUCAGAUAGCAUAGGUAGGGAUAACGAAGAAGACAAAACCAGUGCAAAAACUAAAAAUGAAUCUAAACGGUCACUGGGGAAUGGUGCAAUCAACACCCGCAAACAAAUAGACAAUUGUGAUACAUGUUCAGUUAUAUCACAAAAUUAUACUAGUUUUCAUGAAAAACUAACCGAUGUAUCGACAGAACAUCCAGACAACUUUCACGAUGAAGUUCCAAUCAAUAAACAAAAAAUAAGCAUAUCACAAACAGAAGAGAAAAAUACUGAAAAAACUGAAUUAGCAAAAAAAUCACAAAAAGGAUUAAAUCGAUCAUUUGAAAAAUCGCAAAUGCCUAAGUCAGAUUUAGACCUCAACAACAGGCUAAUCGAUGAAAUUGGUGUGCAGUCAUUUCGAGGAAAAGACGAUGGUAAAAUCAAGAAAGUUAAUAAACAAACUGAAGGUUAUACCCAAACAAAAACACUGAAAGGUGAUGAGCGCAUUACAUUGACUCAAUCUGUGAAAGGUGUGGAGCGAUCGAAUAACGAGAAUCCAACAGAAAACCGAACAAAAAAGAACUUUAAUCCAAAUAAGUUACCUUCAGAUGACACUAUUACAGACAUUCAGCAAACUACAAUUAGUCAAACGGAUAAGGAAGCCAUAUCAAGUAUUGGAAUGAAAACAAUGCAAGGGAAAAAAGAUUUGGAAAUAAUAAGCACACCUCCUGAAAAAUCAAUAACAACAGAAACUAGUACAGCUCCAAUUAUAAUCAAACGAUUGGAAAGACCUGAUACUUCAAAGUCAAAAAAGAAAGACAAAAAGAGAGAACGAGGAAAAGAUCCGUAUGCUUUCUUUCCAUUCAAAGUUAUUCCAAGUUCAUCAAUGGGUUCCAAGUAUUUUGAAGAUUUCUCACCUAAAGUUAUAGCAGAAAGCUUGGCAAAUCUUCCGAUGAUGGGUGGAAAAGAUGUUCAGCUUCCCUGUCCAACUUGUAAACAAAAUGUUUUCAGCGAUGGAAAAAUUGUAAAAAGUGAUUGUAUGGACCCGGUCCAUCAGAUGUUAAUGCAGAUUCCAUCCUUACAGUCUAUAGCAGAGAAGCAUGGUUUAGUUGUACGGAAUAUUGCCGGUGAUGGAAACUGUAUGUUUCAUGCUGUCAUUGACCAGCUAAGGAUUGCUGGAGACUUUACAUUCAACAAAGACACGCUCAGAUCAAAAUCCGUGGAGUAUCUUCGAGAAAAUCCUUGCCAGGAAGAUGGAUCUCAUCUGAUGUGCUUUCUUUCUACUGAAUCAUGGGAAGAGUAUUUGAUUCGGAUGAACCGAGACGGUGAAUGGGGUGACCACAUGAUACUGAAUGCAAUUACAGAAGUGAUUGGUCGAACUGUAACUGUUCUCAACAAUUCCGAAAGUGUCACUCACUUGUUUCCACACACUGUAUCUUUGUCUGAUGAAGUCACCUUAGACUCGGUUUACCUUGGACACGUUGGGAUGCAUUAUGUUAGCUUAAGACCUAAAGACUGGGAGAAAACCUGGGCAAUGAAUGCCAAAAUACGUCGAAUGUCAAAAUAUUUAGAACAACGUCAAGAAGUGCCAGACGUUUCAAAGGAUUCAGCAGUAGGUACUUUGAUUGGUGUAGACGGCUUGCAAUACGGACAUCUCUUCGAAGGAAAUGCUGAUCUUUUGGAUUCAAUGAUUAAAGAUGUCUACUUUGUUGAACCUGUAAGCAGAGUACCGGUCAUGCAUUUGUCAUUUAUCAUGAAAAAAAUGCUUAGAUUGGAUUUGUUCAGUUAUCCACAUCAUCAUCCCCUAACUGUAGCAGAUGACUCAGGAAUGAACAUUGCAGAAAUAGGCAGCACUCAGUUAGGUCUAAAUGUUAGAUUGACGAACUUCAAUCAGUCAAUGAGAGAGCAAGUUCAGGACUUGACAGACAUUUGUACUCCGGAAUACAUCUUGAUUCCGUCGGAGUCUUACUACAAAGUGGUUGGCAAUGAACGUGAAAUGCCAAUUUUCAAUGAAGAUGCUCAACAACACUAUCUUGUUAUUGAUACUGACCAAACCCACCCAGGAUAUUGUAGAUUGAAAGCGAAAACUCCCAUAAAAUAUUCAGGCGAUUCAAAGGGUGGAUUGUUUACUAAAUGUCUCAGUGGUAAAUGGUUUAUAUAUAGAGUCCCAGCUACAUUGUUAAAAAAUGAUACUAUGAAAACUGACUAUGUUGGUGGGUUUGAUUACGAAGACUGGCCUUUUGAAGCUUACCAUUGGAAAAACCGUGAUCGCUCUGUUGAAUGGCCUCGUAGAGAAAUCGUAGAAAAGGUUUGCAAAUCGGGAUGCUAUAUAAGACACAAAUCACACCCGGGGAGUUUCGAGAAGGAAGUAGAAUUUCAGUACAUUUUUACCAAAGCAGAAGACAUUUUAGUGAACGAAGACAUGACUGAUGAUAUGCGAUACUGUUUUUAUGUUUUUAAAGCAUUGAUAAAGUUUCAGACUAAAAACAUUGGAUUCUGCUUGCCAAAUUACCUUAUGACAACUGUACUGUUGUACGCCUGUGAAUCUAUUCCAGCUGACACAUGGCGGAAUAGCUGUGGCGCGUGUGUAUUAUACAUGAUAAACCUGUUCCAUUCAUGGUUUAGACAGCAUUACUUUCCGCACUAUUUUAUCAAGCAGAACAAUAUGAUUGAUCACUGGAACAAACGCGAGGUCGAUAAUCUUUGUGAGUCGACUGAGUCGCUCAGGCUUUUCCCGUGCAUGGUUAUUCACUUCAUAUGCGAAAACUAUGGCAUGGGGACGUGGACAUGGAUAAUAGACUCUGUAAUGGCAUCAAGUAAAAAGUUCAAAGACGACAAGGAUGCAUGCUGGGUUGUUGAAAACGUGUUUAAUCCUACAACAUUUUAUUAUUUAGACCACUACGUAACCAAUCCAAAAGACAGGGAAUUUGUAUUUCUCCAGCUGACCGAAGCUUUCGAACAAAAUUUGAUUUGGACUGGAACUAGCUUUGAUUUUAAAGCCUUUGUUGAUGAAUUUCUUUUAACAGUUGAAAGUGUAAAAACAAGGAAGACGUUUACAGAUUUUGUAGAAAAGGAACUUAACAAUAAUUCGAGAUAUAUAACUUUUACCGAUUUCUUAGGUCCUGAUUAUAACGGGAAAUACGGAAAACAUCGGCUUAAAUCGUCAUCUAAGCCUGAAGAACAAAUAGAAGAUUUCGUUCUUUCGCUGCUAAUAAAGGGUGAUUUCGAGCAAAUUACACAUAUCGUUCGCUGUCUGAUACGUGAAACGCGAAAAUCUUUUGAAACUGCCACUGUAGAUGUGGGUGACAUAGAGGACACAGAACUAAAGUCUCAGAUCGUAAAAUCCAACUUAAAACAAACAACUAAAUAUUUGUCAAAGCUUCAGAACUAUUAUUGGAUGAUGGGAAUCUGUUUUACAAAGAUGGACAAAGUACAACUUUUUCAGGAAUUUAUAUUAGAAUACGAAGAGGUCAUUGAACAAAUGCCGAAUAAACAAUCUGUCGCUCACCUUUCAAGUAUGUGGAAGAAACUUAAAAAUCCGGAAAAGGCCAAGGAAGUUGAAAGAAAAUUGGAAAGUUUGCUUGAAAAAGAAGACGACCACGAAUAUUCUAGAAAUCUUGUGAAACUUCUUAUCAAGCUAAGUUCGUAGGAAUCAAAUGGAAUGAAAAAUAGUCAGAAGCCAAGUAUCGGUACAAUUAAUUUGUUCGGUAACAGUAAAAAAAUAACAUUUAUUUUGUUUAUCCGAAGCCAAGUAUCGGUUCAAUUGAUUUUUUUGGUAACUGUAAAAAAUAACAUUUUGCAGAUUUAUCCAAUAACUUUUAUUUCAAAAAUUAAUUAUUGUAUAUUGAUAAUUUAAACGAAUAUGAUGAUGUUAGAUUGAUUAGACUAACACCGAUCUCAUACAGGUAGAAAGUGAAAUCACAAAAAUACAAAACUCCGAGGAAAAUUCAAAACGGAAAAUUCCUUAACAAAUGGCAAAAUCAAUAUAGGUUUACCUUCAGAUAUAUUAAGGCCAUUAUUUCCAUUUAACGUGUUAAGUUAAAAGACGUAAAUUGUACAUUAAUUGUAUUCAAAUUAACCUUUUUUAGAAGAAUAAAAAAAAUAAAGAUAUGUGUGAAGAUUUAGUUUCAUAACGUCAAUUUAAAUAAAUUUAAAUAUUACACAAAAUGUAUUAGAGAUAUCAAUAGUUAUGUUGUUCUAUAAAAUUAUAGCAGGAAAGUCCGAUAACAACCACUGUCUUUAUGAAAUAUUGAGACGAGUUAUUGGUUCAACAAAGAGUCAACAAAUGUAUCAACAGAGUGUUCUACGUACUUGUUUUAAUAAGUCCUAAUAAGUUCUGUCAAAAACAAUCUACAAUUUGCUUAGUUUCAAUAGAUUUGUAAAUUUGUUAAUUACGUGAAUAA
Molecule: messenger RNA, 6644 nt
Organism: Mytilus trossulus (common blue mussel)
Lineage: Eukaryota; Metazoa; Mollusca; Bivalvia; Mytilida; Mytilidae
Exons: 6
Coding region: 128-5890 (1920 amino acids)
Biological process (GO): protein deubiquitination
Molecular function (GO): cysteine-type deubiquitinase activity
Source: RefSeq, a predicted model, not a curated record